CAGUUCACAGAGUGGAGCAAUGUGGAGAAGAAUGGGCGUUCCGUCUCCAUCGUUUCUGUAUCGACACUAAAUUGAACCCAAGAAAAUAAAUUUUACUUUCAAAGAACCAACAAAUUAAUUAUAAAUGGGCGAUUUUGGGAGUUGAAAUAAUUAAAAUAUUAUCCCCCGGCAAGUAAUUAAACAAACCCGGUGGGAUUAAAGUAUCCCAAAAAUCUUUUAAUGUAACACGAUAAUUGUUAAUUAAACAAUUUACUAAAACUCGUGUAUUUGAUUCUUCGCUACUAAAUUAAAUAAAAAAAAAUCGUAUUAAAUUUAUAUGCAAUAUCAAGUUUAUAUAAUUCAUUGAAGUACGUUACGAGUUACCACUUUGAAUUCAGUGGAGAACAGCGAUCACAGAACAAUUGAAAAAUUCGUCAAGGCUCAAUCAAAGAUCGACAUGCUUACGUUAAUGCAAUUGCUAGAUUUAUCGUGUGAUGCCGAUGGAGUGAAAAUAUCCGACACACCUGAUUGGAACAAUGAUAUAUCGCAUGGCCAGCAAAUGCAAGCGUCACGCGACCAGGACCACAUACAGCUGCAACAACGUGAACAGUUGCAUCGCGACAAAUUACAACAACAACGAGAUCGCGACAGUGACCGAGAACAUCUACAUCAGCUACAGUACAUCGGUAACUUGCUGUUAGACUCUCCGCCGGCGACUAACUUCCAAGGAUACUCACACGAUGCAUCUUGCACGCAACCCAAUAAGAACAACAAUAUCGAUGGAGACAUGUCAAUUUCGGAUUUAUUUGGACUGGGUUUACCUCGGGGAUCAUUGUUAGGCAGCCAGUCAACAGCUGCGUCUCCCGGUUGCCGUAAUUAUCAGUAUCAGGGUCGCAAUCAAGGAUCUUCUCAGCAUUAUCAGGGCAAUGAUAGGAACGGAAUUUGCUCAAACUCAUCGAUACUUGAAAUUCCAAGUUCCCCAAGUUCUAUUACUACACCUGGUAGCCCUAGCACACCUGGAAGUCUGUAUUCGAAUCCUUAUUCGUACUCAUCUACGAACAGUAGUAACCAGACGACAUCAUCACCGAAAAGUCGAGGAUCUAUGCAGAAUGUGGGAUCACCCUCAUCGCCCAUUCAUUCUCCUUAUUACGGAAGACCCAUUCGUGGGUCACCACCUUAUAGCGACUGCAGUAGUCCUACUUUCGAGUAUCCACAUGUGAUGGGGUGCAAUGGAUCAAGAUCGAACUCACCAGCGGACUCAGACACGAGUGGUAUAGGUAGUGUGGAUGGGUCUCUAUCCGAUAUAAUGAAUUGUUUAUCGUUAAAUUCAUCGUCACACGAAUGUUACCCUCAGUCUCUGGGUUCAUUGAUGUCGCCGGAAGUGGACUUAUGCACAAAUAAUAGAGUAGCCGCGUUCCAACGAAUGGCAGUGAAAAAAUAUCUAUCUUCAUCCCAUCAAAACUCGUCGACACAUCAUCAUCAUUCACAUGGACACAAUCGAGGUCAUCACUACGGAUCGAAUCAAAACGGCGGUUUCCUGAAUUCUUUUAUGUCGCACGAAAAAAGCUGUUGUUCCACUGGAAAUCAUAUGAUGGCCCUGAAUUCACCUCCGAUAAAUAUUUUAGAUCCACAGCUCUCGCUUGAACGUGUAGCGCGUUUUCAUCGAAGUGCCGCUGCACUUUGUGACCCAACUUGUACUUGGAGUGGCAUAUUGCCGCAACGCACUCAAAAACCAUCAGGUUACUCAUCUAAAGUAUUUCUUGGUGGUGUACCUUGGGAUAUCACCGAAUCUCUUUUAAUCGCCACUUUCAAGCAGUUCGGUCCAAUACGAGUGGAAUGGCCGGGAAAAGAUCAGUCUGCCACGCAGCCAAAGGGAUAUGUAUAUAUUAUAUUUGAGUCAGAGAAACAGGUGAGAACUUUAUUGACAUGUUGUACACAUGAUUUUACCAAUGGUGGCAGUUGGUAUUACAAAAUAUCAUCUAAACGUAUGAAAGCAAAAGAGGUACAAGUAAUACCUUGGAUUCUUGAAGACAGUAAUUAUGUAAAAUCCUCAUCGCAAAAACUUGAUCCUCAUAAAACAGUAUUUGUUGGUGCUCUUCAUGGUAUGCUAACUGCCGCUGGUUUAGCAAAAAUUAUGGAUGAUCUGUUUCGUGGGGUUAUUUAUGCAGGGAUUGAUACUGACAAACACAAAUAUCCAAUUGGAUCUGGUCGUGUUACAUUUAGUACAAAACAUUCAUACAUGAAAGCAAUUUCAGCUGCUUUCAUAGAAAUAAAAACUGCCAAAUUUACAAAAAAGGUGCAAGUUGAUCCAUAUUUAGAAGAUUCCAUGUGUUCAGGGUGCUCUGUACAACAGGGACCCUAUUUUUGUCGUGAAGUGGUGUGCUUCCGAUACUUUUGUCGCAGUUGCUGGCAAUGGCAACACUCAAUGGAAUCAAUGUGGCAUCAUAAACCUUUAAUGCGCAAUUCAAAGACAAAUCAAGUGGUCGGAUUAUCGCCAAACGUAAAUUCCUGGUCCCGUGGAACGAAUAAUCCCACUAUUUAAGUACAAUUAUUGAGCUUCUCUUCCAUGGUCACAUACAAAUUUUUUUUUGACUAUUUGUUUUUGCAAGGACGUUGCGCUAGCUGACUUACUGACAGGGUGCAAACUUAGUUUUUUAUCGCAAAGCUGCGGGCAGCUGGUUUGACGAUAUACAUUGAAAUACCGGACAUACCAGCUGAUCGGCAAAUGCAACGAUUUGUUUAUUAUCGUUACUAUCACAUACGUCCGCGGUAUAGAGACUAAUGGAUAAAAAUCGUGUUUCUCAUAAAGUUCCUAUUUCGAACGCGGCCACAGUCGCGUUCUCAACAAACAGUAUUUUUAUUUAGUACGUUUAUUUAGGGACUGGUUCUCUUGUUGAUCGUUUUAUUGCAAUAAUUGUGCCAUUGAGUAACACAUCACAUUAUAUGAUAAUUAUGCGUUACGAGUGUGCAUUUACAUUGAAUCCGUGUGGGUCCAAUUGUGGCUUUUAUAGUGACAAUAAUUUUUAUACGAUAAAAUGGGAAGCCACUCGAUCGUCAAAAAAGAAGCGAAACAAGAGAAGGAAUGAGUUCACAAUGUUUAAAAAAAUCCACAAAAAUACAACACGCCGCUAUAAUAAUCUAUCGGCGAAAUAUUACGCUUAAUCGUACACUGUUCGAUGAGAUUAGAUUAUUGUGGAAUUCUAGCGGCAGGAGGAGUUGUUCAUUUAAUUAUUGUUAUUUUUUGCGAAGAACGCAUUUAAUUUGAGUACCAAUUAGAACCCAGGCUAUAUACCGACAUUUGUCGAUGAUAUCGCCCGUCGUUGUAGUUUUACGUUACAUUGUACAGUGUAAGGGUUAUUACCAAAAUGGCAAUUGUAAUCAUAAUUUAUACUCUUAGCCAAGGCGAUAAGCCUUUAUGAGCUUCGUUUACAGGGACUGUUUAACUGUUGACGAAAUGGAGAAGUACAUGGUCUACGAUUCUGGAGCGGAUUGUAGUAAUUUGAUUCUGUUUUUAUUUUUUGUUACGAUAUUAUGUUAUGUAUUUUCUUUCAAGAAGAUUUUGCAAUAUUGCUUCUAAUCGCGUUUCUGAUGUUUUGAUAUCAUUUUGUUGAGUGAAUUAAAAAUCAUAUUUUUGCAGAUAGA
Bombus terrestris (buff-tailed bumblebee) is the source of this 3621-nucleotide messenger RNA. RefSeq names its product cytoplasmic polyadenylation element-binding protein 1 (gene orb). Gene Ontology annotation, biological process: negative regulation of cytoplasmic translation. Gene Ontology annotation, cellular component: neuron projection; synapse; nucleus. The record is from RefSeq and is a predicted model, not a curated record. Lineage: Eukaryota; Metazoa; Arthropoda; Insecta; Hymenoptera; Apidae. The transcript is spliced from 12 exons. The coding region runs from base 437 to 2521 and encodes 694 amino acids. Gene Ontology annotation, molecular function: mRNA 3'-UTR binding; translation factor activity, RNA binding; mRNA regulatory element binding translation repressor activity.